AUGAGACAAAAGAGAGCCAAGCAGUACCGUAAGCAAAUGCAAGUUUUGCGUACCACGUUCAAAUUUAAAACUCCAAUUCAAUGUCUAGUUGAUGAUAGUACAAUAAUAGAGGCAGCCAAUACAAGAUACGAUCUAAUCAAAGGAGUCAACAGUGUUGUGCAGAAUGAGACCAAGUUUUUCGUUACCCAAUGCUGUAUCCAACAUUUAUAUGAUUCCAACAACCAACCUGCCGUUGAUCUAGCCAAGAAGAUGGAGAAGAGAAGGUGUGGUCAUAAGGACACCCUGUCUUCCUUUGAGUGUAUCAAGAGCAUAACCAAUGUGGAUGGUGAAAACAAGUAUCGGUAUCUUGUUGUCACGCAGAAUGAGAGUCUAAGAACCAGUUUAAGAAACGUUGCUGGAGUUCCCCUGUGCUUUUUACACCGUAGUGUGAUGGUGAUGGAACCAUUAAGUAAAGUUACAAAGAGGGUCGUUGAUGCCGUGGAGAGGAUGAAGUUAACACAAGGGCUCAACAACGUCAAUGCCGGGAAAAGAACGCUUGAAGAAGAGGAAGCAAAUACAGAGGACGACAAGCCAAAGCCGAAAAAGAGGAAAGCCAAGGGUGUGAAUCCUCUAGCCAUGAAGAAGAAGCAAAAGAAGCCUAUACAAGGAAACCACAAGGAGAAAACACAGCAGAAGUUGGAGCCAGAAGAAGGCCACAAUGACUCACAGAGUAAUAACGACAAUGGCGAAGAGAAGAAGAAGCGCAGAAGACGCAGACAUCACACCAACUCGGAACCAGGAGGUGAAGGUCCUGUAAAAGAAACACAACCGGUAGAGUCUAUACCCACUGGAGAAGGCUUCGCCUUAGUCGAGAGCACAGACUAA
Messenger RNA from Pichia kudriavzevii, 864 nucleotides. RefSeq lists its product as uncharacterized. Gene Ontology annotation, molecular function: small ribosomal subunit rRNA binding. The transcript has a single exon. Bases 1 to 864 code for a protein of 287 amino acids. The record is from RefSeq and is a predicted model, not a curated record. Gene Ontology annotation, cellular component: nucleolus; small-subunit processome. Lineage: Eukaryota; Fungi; Ascomycota; Pichiomycetes; Pichiales; Pichiaceae.